Messenger RNA from Odontomachus brunneus, 5136 nucleotides. It is a transcript of the gene whd, whose product is annotated as carnitine O-palmitoyltransferase 1, liver isoform. Gene Ontology annotation, molecular function: carnitine O-palmitoyltransferase activity. Gene Ontology annotation, biological process: carnitine metabolic process; fatty acid metabolic process. Gene Ontology annotation, cellular component: mitochondrion. The record is from RefSeq and is a predicted model, not a curated record. The coding region runs from base 308 to 2698 and encodes 796 amino acids. The transcript is spliced from 16 exons. NCBI's taxonomy places the organism in Eukaryota, Metazoa, Arthropoda, Insecta, Hymenoptera, Formicidae.
CUCGUCGCCUUCGGUCCGGCCCAGUGCGCAUCGGUGCUCCAGUACGUACGGUUGGUGUCUAUCGCGCGCGCAGUCUUCUAACCAGGCGGACGACUACGCGACGGGGACGAUACAGCGUAGCGAGAAGUGCGUGUCGUCAGUCCAAUCCCGACGGUUUCGCCGCGGUCGUUGUGCUGUCGCGGUGCCAGGCGACGUCGGGGAGCCAGCUGAAACGCCGACUCGUCCAUUUCUAAUUCACGACGUGAGUCGAGCAUCCGCCGACGACGUACACACAUACGCAUUCACACGGUAGGUUGUGUGACGAAGGAUGGCGGAAGCCCAUUCAGCUGUAGCGUUUAGCUUUUCCAUAACCCACGAAGGAUGGGAUGUGAAUUUCGAUCGAGAAGUACUUCACUUGGUGUGGCUUUCCGGUGUACGAUCCUGGAAGAAGAGAUUCUUCAGGUUCCAGAACAACCUGAAGAGCGGCGUUUAUCCGGCUUCCUUGGAGAGUUUGUGGAUCACUGUGAUUAUAGUAACGGCGAUACACUUCGCCGGUUAUAAGGUCCCGUAUGACCUCGUCGGCAAAGUUUCACCGUAUCUUUCCGAUUCGUCGGUUCUCGCGCAUCUGGCAGGAUCGUUCGUAGUCGGCCUGUUCCUGUGGCUGGCGGUUAUAUACGCGAUUCGCUAUAUUCUGAAAGUAUUGCUCAUGUACAAAGGGUGGAUGUACGAGACGAGAGGUAAAGGUCGCAAAAUAUCGCGGUUCACGCGACUCUGGUUACUCCUGGUGAAGAUGUUCUCUGGUUGGCAUAAGCCUAUGCUGUACAGUUUUCAAGGAUCACUGCCACGAUUGCCGCUGCCAUCCGUAUCCGACACUAUGGCACGGUAUUUGAGGAGUGUACGACCGUUAGUGGACGACGAGAAUUAUACUCGCAUGGAGAGACUGGCCAACGAGUUCCAAAAUGGUAUCGGAAAUAAACUACAGCGUUACCUGAUCCUCAAGUCCUGGUGGUCCACCAACUACGUGUCCGAUUGGUGGGAGGAAUAUGUUUACCUGCGCGGAAGAUCGCCUCUGAUGGUCAACUCGAAUUUUUACGGAAUUGAUGCUAUCCUCACGCAUCCUACGACUGUGCAAGCCGCGCGCGCCGCAUCCGCUAUACAUUCUUGCUUGCAGUACAGACGUCUUAUCGAACGUCAGGAAUUAGAGCCGAUUUUGGUGCAAGGAUUAGUGCCGCUGUGUUCUUGGCAAUAUGAACGCCUGUUCAACACUACGCGAAUUCCGGGAGUCGAGGUUGACAAAAUCGUACAUUACCAGGAUACUAAGCAUAUCGUAGUAUAUCAUAAAGGCAGAUACUUCAAAGUUCUCAUUUACUAUAAAAAUAGGAUUCUUCAAGCUUGUGAAAUAGAAAUUCAGAUUCAGCAGAUUUUGGAUGACCAAUCGGCACCGUCAAAAGGGGAGGAGAAAUUAGCUGCUCUGACGGCUGGCGAUAGAACCGCCUGGGCACAAGCUAGGCAAGAGUUCUUUGGGAAGGGUGUAAAUAAAGUUGCUUUAGACUUAAUCGAGAAGGCUGCAUUUAUAGUCGCUUUGGAUGAUAUACCUUAUGAAUACGAUCCAGAGCAUCCGGAAAAGUUAGACAAUUAUGGUAGGAUUCUAUUACACGGAAAAGGAUACGAUCGAUGGUUCGACAAAUCUUUCACUCUUUGCGUCGGAAACAAUGGAAGAAUCGGUUUCAAUGCCGAGCAUUCCUGGGCAGACGCUGCGGUCAUGUCACACUUAUGGGAAUACGUGAUAAGUACGGACUUCCUCAACGAACAGGCUGAUGCACCAGUGAUGGGAACUCUAUGGGAAUUUAUUAUGGCUACUGAUAACGAGAUUGGAUACAAGGACGGCCACAGCGUAGGUACUCCAGAAUUUACACCUCCCGCACCGAGUCGACUGCAAUGGGAUCUGAACGCCGAGUGUAUCGAAGUUAUUGAAAAAUCCCAUCAAGUUGCACAUAAUUUACUGAAUGAUGUUGAGUUGCGUAUUUACGUGCACAAUGCUUACGGUAAGGGCUUGAUGAAGUACCAUUCCAUAUCGCCGGACGCCUUCAUACAAAUGGCAUUGCAACUGGCAUACUACCGCGACGCCUCCAAGUUCAAUUUGACUUACGAAGCUUCUAUGACGAGAUUAUUCCGGGAAGGCAGAACGGAAACAGUUAGACCGUGCACUAUCGAAUCCGCAAAGUGGGUGAAAUCGAUGGAGGAUAAUACAACGACGACGGAAGAAAAAGUAAGACUGCUGAUGGCUGCGGUGGCAAAACAUCAGAGAAGCUAUCAGGACGCUAUGUGCGGCAAAGGGAUAGACAGACAUUUGUUUUGCUUAUACGUAGUAUCAAAGUACUUAGAAGUAGAUUCACCGUUUUUAAAGGAGGUUUUAAGCGAGCCAUGGAGACUGUCAACGUCGCAGACUCCACAUGGCCAAACUUCAAGAUUGGACUUGAAGAAGUACCCCAACUGCAUUUCAGCGGGUGGCGGAUUCGGUCCUGUGGCUGACGACGGUUACGGUGUUUCUUAUAUAGUCGCGGGAGAAGAUCUUCUAUUCUUCCAUGUCUCUAGUAAACGAACUUCGUCGAAAACAGAUGCUGCCAGAUUCGCGAAACAGAUAGAGAAAGCACUUGAUGAUAUGAAAAAUUUGCUAGAACAGAAGAAGAAAAUACAUCAGAAGAACGGAUCUGCGUAACUUAUUCGUUAUUAUAAACAAUAGUCUCAAAAAGGUGGCUAUAAGCUAUAUAGUAAAACAGAAUUUAUACCUCUGAAUAACUUCUUUCUGGUGUAUGCAGAUUGAGAACGAUGUAAAUAUAAUUUAAUAUAUUUACAUAAAAAUAAUUUAUAAUCUCUAAUAGUUUUUUAUAUAGACGUUUAUUCUAGUAGAUGGAAAAAUAAUGGGCUCAAAAUUCAAAAUGCAGCAUAGACAGAUGCAAGUAGAAUUAUAUUUUUACAGUCAUUUUCACAUUCGUUAUAUACGUAUUAUCAUCAAAUAGCAUUUUUAUUAUUAGAUAAUUAUACUUGAACUGACAAUUUAUGCGCGAUUUAUUAAUAUUGCACAGCAAAAAUGUGCACAAAAGCACAAGUAUAAAAUUUUCAUUAGUUGCUGUACAAUACUGCAGACUUGUAAAACAAUUUGAUAUUAAUGUUAUAUGAUUGAAGAAACUUAUACAGAUGGUCACUUAUUAACAUGUAAUUUUUAUCGUAAAUAACAUUGGGUCGUGUAUACACAAAUGAAUUAUGCCUACGAUAUUUGUGAGUGAGAAUUUUAAAAAUAUGGUUAUGGAAAUAUCAGUUUUUUUUUCUCGGAUAAAAGUUUUCCAAACGUUCACCUUUGUAAAGUUGGCUAUUUGCAUAAGAUUUUGCUGUAAAAUUACAAUUUAUAACAAUUUAGAUCGAUAUUGCGGACAAUGCAAAACAAAUUCCGAUUGCCUUAUUCCCACUAACUAAUAUUAUCUGUUAUAGUUGAAUAUCGAGAAUAUUAUCGUAGCAUAUUUCAUGAAAGCUACUUAUUUUAUCACAACAUAUCAAAUCAAACAAAUAACUCGUAAAUCUUAUUAGUUACGGAAAAACUUGAAAAUUUUUAGGUACGUGCGAUAUAAAAGAGUAUGUUACCAAAAUUAGGUCAUACAUAUAUUUCAGAUAAACGAAAAAAUUUUUAUCGUCACAAUGAGCAAAUUAUAACACUCAUUGCAUACCUACUGCAAAUAUAUAACGUGCAAAUUUCAUAAUUUCAUCUGCGUACUAUACAGACUACAUCUCGUAUUGUAUUUUAAUAUCAAGUAAGAGCGCAUUGAUCUGUAAUGCAACUUGUGCAUAUAAAGAAAGAAUUUUUCUCGGAGAAUAUCGACACAUAAGUGAUAAAUAAGUAUCGCUUGUACUUUAAUAUAUGAGAAGAUAUUUUGAUUUGUAAGUGGACAUGCAUUGUCUUAAGAAUAGCCGUAAUUUAGGAAAUUAUAUUUUUUGUAUGUCUUAUUGCAUUGAUUUUGCGUUGAUAAUAGCUCUUUAAGAUAAAUGCAUACUUCCAAUAAUUUAAAUAAGUUGUAUUUCGGAAGGUUGUUUUCGUAUUCAGAUUUCUCAAUAAUGCUACUUUUCAAUCACACGUUUCUAAUAUUUGGAGGAAAUUAUAUUUUGUAAAAUUUUUCUGGAUAUUCGAAUAUUUUAUUGAGUAUAUUUUCCUUUUAAGAAGUUAUUGAAUUUCUAGUUCUCGAGUUUCGAGAAUGUUUGAUUUCUUAAAGUAAUGCAUGUCCAUCGAUGUGUAUCAAUCUCGUGUGACAUCUAACGAGACACAGGUGUGUAAUUGUGAAUAUGUGAUCAGUCUAAUUUCUCGUGUAAGCAAACUUCAAGCGAUGCCAUAAACUGAUAUGUGCAACCUAUCAAUGCAAAAUGUUUUAGUUGUAAGUGAUUUUAUACUUAGGUUAGAAUCUUAUAGCUAUAUUCUCUAUGAUACGUUUGUUAAGGGUAUAUAUAGAGAGAUAACGGUGCUUUUAAAACUUGUUAUUACCUGGUGGUGUUAUGAUUAAACUUUACUAAGUUUUAAACCUAAGUGCAAGAUGAAAAUGCAAGAAGAAAAGAUAUAUAUAUAUAUAUAUAUAUAUAUAUGUGUGUGUGUGUGUGUGGGUGGGUGUUUGUGUGUGUGUGUGGGUGUUUGUGUGUGUGUAUAUAUAUAUAUCUUUUUUGUAUACUUCAUUUCUUCUUUGUACAUUUCAUAAAGUUGUGCAAACAACUAUAGACUAGAUAUGAAAUUGUACAAUGAACUUCUGUGUGUUACUUCUAAUAGAAGGACUUUGAUCAUCAUUGUAAAUAGAAGCGGUUUUUACGCUAAGAAUUUACAAUGGACAAUUUUUUUUUUAAAGAUCUAUAAAGUAUACUUAUCCAAAUGAAAUAUUGUAUGUAUGAAAUAUUUAAAUAUUGGCAACAAUAAGAACUAUGAAAUGUCUAUGAAACAUUUGAGGUAUUUUUAUACAAUAUUGUUAACCGAAUUAGAAUUCAUUUUAUACAUAUAUUAUUCAUUGGCACAUUUAUAUAGAAAUUUUCUCUGAAUUUUUACAAAAAUAUGUAAUCUUGUAAUUGUAACAAUGAGUGCUAUAAUAAAUAAAAUUACGAUCGUUUACAUCAAUAACAAUAUAUAUA